AUGGUUGGAAUUAAAAAAAGAACUCAACACUUAAAAAAUAUUGCUAAAAUUUCUGUGCAGUCAAGACAAGAAAAACAAAAAAUACCAGAGGAAAAUAGUGAUUCUGCUAAUUCUGAUGAUUUUGAAGAAAUGAUUUCAUAUUUUGAUGAAGAAUUUGAAAAUAACAGUGAAUCUUUAUUCCAAUUACUGAUUAAUAAUAUGAAAAAUUAUAAAGCCAAAAGACCUUUAACCUAUCAUGGAAAUUCAACAAUAACACAAAAAAGAAGAAAGGCAUCAACAAAAGAAAAUAUCAAUAAAAAUGGUCAAACUCUUGAUCAAUUUUUUAUUUUAGAAAAAACUUCUAGUAAAGAAAUGACUCAGGAUAAUGAUUCACAAAGUUCUGAAACAGUUAAUAAUGAAUUAGAAAUAGUUGAUAAUUUUCAAAAAAUAAAUUAUGAUUAUUUGUUAAAAGAUAUUGAAAUCAAACUUGAUGAAUCAUUUGAUAUUGCAAAAAGCCCAUGGUUUUCAAAAUGUAUAAGAAGUUGGGGAAAGUCAUUUAUAGAAUAUGGUGAUAUUUCAUAUAAAAAAAGAGGCAAACAUUUAAGAGGAAAAUUUAUUGCUAAAGAUGUAUUUCCUAGUAUAGGAGUUGAAAAUGAGACAGCAAUCAG
Messenger RNA from Entrophospora sp. SA101, 647 nucleotides. The record is from the annotation of a GenBank genome assembly. Lineage: Eukaryota; Fungi; Glomeromycota; Glomeromycetes; Entrophosporales; Entrophosporaceae.